AUGGAGCCAUCCUUCCAAGGCAACCAAUUCUUCCCCGGCACAGCUGCCUACAAUCGUGCCAACAACAUCUACGCUACGUCAACCUAUGGUGUGAGCCGCGACAUGAACCCUUCCGAGAUCCUCCAGCCCGCAAGUGUCGAGGAUAUUCCAAACGUCGUAAAAGCUGCUGCCCAAAUGGGCAAGCCCCUUACCACCAGACUAUAG
Molecule: messenger RNA, 204 nt
Organism: Fusarium tjaetaba
Lineage: Eukaryota; Fungi; Ascomycota; Sordariomycetes; Hypocreales; Nectriaceae
Product: cytokinin dehydrogenase 3
Exons: 1
Coding region: 1-204 (67 amino acids)
Source: RefSeq, a predicted model, not a curated record